Molecule: messenger RNA, 3372 nt
Organism: Tarenaya hassleriana
Lineage: Eukaryota; Viridiplantae; Streptophyta; Magnoliopsida; Brassicales; Cleomaceae
Product: muscle M-line assembly protein unc-89
Exons: 14
Coding region: 302-3001 (899 amino acids)
Biological process (GO): DNA repair; mitotic sister chromatid cohesion
Cellular component (GO): nucleus; chromatin
Source: RefSeq, a predicted model, not a curated record
CAGAGAAAAUAUUUCGUAUAUCCGCGAAAAAGGAAAAGGGAUCGGAGAAAAGGAGCAUUUUAGACGGGAAAAAACCCUAGCGUGUUGUUCUUGUUGUUCCGUGACCGUGAGGAUUCCCUCGUCGUUCUUCGCGUUCCCUGGAGAUUCCGUGCUCUGAUUCCAGGAAUCGAUGCGGUUUCUAGGGUUUUCUUGUAGAGAAGUCGAGUUUUCCAAGGUUAGGGUUUGCUGAGAUCUGUGGAAAUAUACACACAGAGGAGAGCACGCGCGUGCGAGAGAGAAAGAGAGGGAAGGAGAACAAAUCAUGGCGGCUUCUGAUAACCCUAAGGAGCUCCAGAAGCAGCUUACGGAAGCUGGGAAAAAGAUUCUUGACCCACCUUCUUCUGUCGAGGACCUUCUUCCUCUUCUCGACAAAGUUGAAAGCUGCCUGACUAAGGUUGAUCAGUCACCUCCUGACUCAAUGCAAAAUGUGCUCUCCCCCUUGAUGAAAGCAUUAGUUGCUGACAGACUCUUCAAGCACUCAGAUAUUGAUGUGAAUGCUGCAGUUGCUGCAUGCAUCAGUGAGAUUACGAGAAUAACUGCUCCAGAUGCUCCAUAUGAUGAUGACCAGAUGAAAGAGGUGUUCCAGUUGAUUGUAUCAUCAUUUGAAAAUCUAACCGACAUAUCCAGUCGUUCAUAUUCUAAGAGGACCUCAAUCCUCGAAACUGUAGCAAGGGUCCAAUCAUGUGUUGUGAUGUUGGAUCUUGAGUGUGAUGCGCUUGUUAUUGAGAUGUUCCAGCAUUUCCUCAAGACUAUAAGGGAUAAUCAUCCAGACAAUGUAUUCUCAUCUAUGGAGACGAUUAUGACCCUCGUUUUAGAAGAAAGUGAGGAGAUAUCUCCAGAGUUGCUUUCACCAAUUCUAGAAUAUGUUAGAAAGGAUAACCAGGUUCCCCAAAUAUCGCGGAAGUUAGCAGAACAAGUUUUGAAGAACUCUGCUACCAAGCUUAAACCUUACCUGACAGAUGCAAUAAAAUCAUUGGGUCUCUCCUUAGAUAAGUUUAGUGAUGUAGCUGCUUCAAUAUGCAAAGGGACCUUUGGUGAAUCGAGGCAUAAUGAAUCUGUUGCUAAUGAAAAGCAUGAUAGCCAAGAUAAUUUAACAAGGGAAGUGGAAGAUGAGGAUAAAUUGAACGUACCAAAAGUUGCUGAUGCUGAGCUAGCUGAUGCACCUAAGGAUGGCUCUCUUAAGUCGGAAGUUAGCAAUGGUGUUGCACAGGUUGCAGAGAAUGAUUCUUCAGAUGAUACUGACUCCAAAAAUAAGCAAGAUGAUACAAAAGUGAAGGAUGAACCCCCUAAACCCGAUAAGUUUGGCGACAGUGGGAUCGCUAAUGCUGGUGAUGAGAAGGAGACUGGUGUUGAAAACCAACAAAGUAAGAAAAACAGAAAACAAACCAGUUCUGUGAGACAGGAGGAAUUCUCAAAAGCUUCGAAUGUCAAAGAGGAGACUGAAUCCAGAGCACCCCUGGACAACCCUGAUAUUUCUUCUGAUAAUGAAAAGGUUACAAGUGCUCAAGCUUUGGAAUCGAAGCCAGCAGAUGAAACUACAAAUGCCGCUUCUCCAUCUCAGAGUGAAUGCCUUCCUAAUGACAGUAAUUCUAACAAGGCUGUAAACCAGAAGAAAAAGGAAAGCUCAACCAAAGAGGCAAAAUCAUCUGCUGGUAGCUCUGCUAAAGUAGCUCCCGAAGAACCAAGCAGUUCAGAAGUUAACUCGUCGAAAAGGUCUGGAAAGAAGGUGGUUUCUUCAAGUAAAACCAAAGCUUCGGUUCCUACAAAGAAAAGCAUCCCUGAGGCAAAACCAACAAAGCAGUCUGGGAAGAAGGCAGUGGACAGUGAUAAUGUGGAAGUGCCCUCUAAGUCAAAGGAGGAUAAGAAAAAGCAGGGCCAUGGAAAAGUCACUGGUGAGAAGGAGAAAUCUCACACAUCAUCAGACGAUGAUGAAAAACCGAUCCCGAAGUCAAGCAAAGAUGAGGUGCAACCAUUUGAAGAGACUCCCAACACAAAUGGCAAGAGAAAGCAUAAUCUGGAUAAAGAAAAGGCUUCCGAAGACAAAGAGUUUGGUGAAAAUCUGGUUGGGUCGAGAGUUAAAAUCUGGUGGCCUAAAGAUCGUGCGUACUAUGAAGGUGUUGUCAAUUCAUACGAUGUUGCUAAGAAGAAACAUCUGGUUUUAUACGAUGACGGUGAUCAAGAAAUCUUGAAUCUUAGAAGGCAGAAGUGGGAGUUCAUCGAAGAUGAAUCAGAAUCGACCGCUAUGGAUGAAAAAGGUGAUCAGACAGGUCCCGAUGAAUCCUCUGCAAUGCCUCAGAAGAAGAAAGCUAAGAGGGGCAAUGGCCAUUCAGCCAUGCAAAGGAAGGCAGAGACACCAGUGAAGAAGGGUGCUGCAUCCAAAAAGUCCAAGGCUGUUGCUUCUGCUACCAAGUCGGGGAAGAAAACUGAGGAGGUCGGAAAAAUGGAGAAUAGGUCUAAGAGUUCUUCCAAGAAAACGAGGUCCGGAAAGAAACCUGAGGACGGGAGGACCGAAAGCAAGACCAAGGAUACUACUUCCAAGGAAGCUAGCAAAGCAGAACAUGAUGAUAGUUCUGAUGAAAUGAGCGUAGAAGAAGACGAGGAGAAGCUCAAAUCCAUCAGUAAAUCAGCAAAGGCAGCGAAAUCAGGGAAAGCCAAGGAAGAUGCAGAGGUGGGCACUUCGAAACACUCGUCCAAGAAAAAGGAAGAACCCACGAAGAGUUCGUCAAAAUCCAAGACAGAACCCGCGAAAUCCAUCAAGGGCAAAACGGGAAAAGGCACUGGGAAAUCCAGCGGCAAACCGAAAUCGGCUUCCGCUCCAACCACGUCGUCCAAGGACAAGGAGAGCAACCGCGAGUCAGACUCGGAAGAUAACCCAACAGCACCAGAGACAUCGUCGUCAAAGGGGAAAUCACCUGUUUCAGCUAAGAUGCAGGGAAAGUCCGGUAAGAAGAGGAAGCGAUGAAGAAAAAUAGAAAAGAAAGCAUUUUGUUUAUGUAAUUUAAGCAGGUGAACGUGAUCGGAGAGGCGGUUGAUCUGAAGAUUCGGGCGGUGGAAGUGAAAUUAGACGCCGGGAGUUUGGUCGGAAAGUGAUAAUGUUUAUGACUGAAGUUUUUUUUUAGUGGUUUAGAUGAAUGAAGCCUUUGUGAUAAAAAAAAAAAUAGGGUUUUUUUGUGUUUUUUUUUAAAUCUCAAGAGAGAGAAUAUUGGGUAGAUAAAAAAAGAGUAUAUACAUUCGAAUAUUAGUGUAUCUCUCUCUCGUGUUAUGGAUCCUCUAGAGUUUCAUACUGUUUUCGAGUGUUGUAGUCAGUGCAAGAAACUAUAACGGUCAAAGGAA